This is a messenger RNA of Sphenostylis stenocarpa, 225 nucleotides long. The record is from the annotation of a GenBank genome assembly. Lineage: Eukaryota; Viridiplantae; Streptophyta; Magnoliopsida; Fabales; Fabaceae.
AUGGAGACCGCGCCUCUCGCCAUGAGGAAGAAGAGGAGGAGGAUUUCUUCUACAAAUAGAAGGCCCCAGUACAAUCCGAAGCAAGGGCGGUGCUCAUCCAGCCCCCCGAAAAAAGCGGGAUGUUAUUCGUUUGUUGCAACUGAUAUGAGAGGAUAUGCAGGCGCGGAUUUGAGGGAGAUGGGAGGAAAGCUCACCCUCUUAAACAAAGAGGAUUUGAGAGGAUAG